AUGUUCCUCUCCCAAAAUACCUCGCCGGAACUCCCAACGAUGCUACUGAUCUCAUCGACCGGCAAGCUUCUCUCGAGUUGCUCCCCUCUCCCAGCCUCUACGCUCCGCACACAAUCAACUGUGGCCAGCACACUCUGGAAUCUCCACCACCCCGACCCUGACCGCGAUCCCCACCAAUCUGCUGGCAAUAACCACGUCUCGUCCCCUCAGUCCGUCUCCUCCCAAGCAACGACAGAAGGCCCCUCAUCCCCAGCACCUUCAGGCGCAAGUACGACAAACGGAAGCGACCUGAACUCAAUAACCAUACAAAUAUCGCACGGCAUAAUGGUCAUCCGGUCGCUCUCAUGUGGACUCCUAUUUGUAGCUAUAGGCCCUUCCAGCGUCCCAACUACUAUAACAGCUUUACCAGAUUUAAGCUCUCUUGCGCCGCAUACACCUCGUGUUGCCUCGUCGCAUACAUCACCUCCAUCUUCGCCGGCCCCACAGCAGGAGAGUCACGAGGCGAUCCCAGAGAACGAUAUGUCAGGAAGUGCGGUGGCAGCAACCGGGAGCGGCUUUCCGUCACAAGUUGGUAGCGUUAGAAGCUCGGUCGCUCGGGCCAGCAAGAAAGCCAAUCUUAUGGCGAUAAAGAGACAAGCGGAAGAAGUUUCGAGAUGGUUGGAUGACAGAUUGCAAGGUUUCACGCUGGGUUCUGGAGAGGGGCGGUGA
Venustampulla echinocandica is the source of this 708-nucleotide messenger RNA. RefSeq lists its product as uncharacterized. Lineage: Eukaryota; Fungi; Ascomycota; Leotiomycetes; Helotiales; Pleuroascaceae. The transcript has a single exon. The coding region runs from base 1 to 708 and encodes 235 amino acids. The record is from RefSeq and is a predicted model, not a curated record.